Oryza brachyantha (malo sina) is the source of this 2148-nucleotide messenger RNA. RefSeq names its product dolichyl-diphosphooligosaccharide--protein glycosyltransferase subunit 1A. The record is from RefSeq and is a predicted model, not a curated record. The transcript is spliced from 10 exons. NCBI's taxonomy places the organism in Eukaryota, Viridiplantae, Streptophyta, Magnoliopsida, Poales, Poaceae. The coding region runs from base 71 to 1918 and encodes 615 amino acids. Gene Ontology annotation, cellular component: membrane; oligosaccharyltransferase complex.
CGGCGACGAGGGUUUAAAGCAUCUCACUCGAUCUCGCCGCGACCGAGCGAUCCGCUGCCCGCUGACAACCAUGGCGACGCCGCCGUCACCGCCGCUCCUCCGCGUCGCUGCCCUCCUCCUCCUCGUGGUCGCCUCCGCCUCCACCGCGCGCGCCGAUCUCGUCAUCGCCAGGGCGGAUCGGAAGGUUGACUUGACUUCGCACAUCGUUCGUGUCCUGACUUCGCUCAAGGUUGAAAAUAGUGGACCGGAGGCUGUCUCUCAAAUUCUACUGGCGUUUCCCAAUGUCCAAGCAAAGAACUUGGCAGCUAUAAGAGCAUUUGGUACUGAGGGAAAGGUGAAGGGUCCGAGUACUGUCCUUCCGAUCGAAGUCGUUCAGCCUUCUGGAGUGCCCCCAGAACUUACAUUCUUCUCAACAUCUCUAUCCAAAGCUUUGGAGAAGGGGAAGACGCUCCACUUGGAUGUCUUGACUGUUUUUACGCACUCUGUCCAACCAUUCCCUGAAGAAAUCACACAAGCUGAAUCACAACUUGUUGUCUAUCAGGACACUGCUCAGUAUCUGUCCCCUUACCCUGUUAAGGUGCAGACACUCAGUAUCAGAUUGCCCGGUGGAAGAGUUGAAUCCUACACAAAGUACCCAAACACAAAGCUUGCAGAGUCAGAACUAAAAUAUGGACCAUAUGAAGAUCUUCCACCAUUUUCCUACUCCCCCAUGGUUGUACACUUUGAGAACAACAACCCUUUUGCAGUUGCAAAGGAAGUUAUAAGGGAGAUAGAGAUAUCUCACUGGGGAAAUGUACAGAUUACUGAACAUUACAACAUUGCUCAUGGUGGUGCCAAACUCAAGGGUGAAUUUUCCAGGAUUGAUUACCAAUCUAGACUGUACGUAAGAGGGGUUUCAUCUUUUAGGCAUCUUAUUGCUAGACUGCCUCCAAGGGCGCACUCUAUAUACUACAGAGAUGAAAUUGGUAACAUUUCGACAUCACAUUUAUGGAGUGAUUCUAAGAAGACCCAACUGGAAGUUGAGCCAAGGUUUCCUUUGUUUGGUGGCUGGCAAACAACAUUUACCAUUGGUUAUGGUUUACCUCUUCAAGACUUUGUUUUCAAUUCUGAUGGGAAGAGGUUCCUUAAUAUCACCUUUGGUUCUCCAAUGGAGGAGAUUAUUAUAGAAAAGCUUGUUGUGAAGGUUGUUCUGCCUGAAGGAUCAAAGGAUAUUGAUGUUUCAGUUCCAUUUCCAACAAAGCAAGGGCAAGAGGUGAAGUAUUCACACCUUGAUAUUGCUGGAAGGCCAGUGGUUGUCUUGGAGAAGCCUGAUGUUAUUCCAGAGCAUAAUCUAUAUUUCCAGGUGUACUACAGGUUCAAUAACAUCUCUCUACUCAGGGAACCGAUGAUGUUGAUAACUGCCUUCUUUCUCUUCUUCAUGGCCUGUAUUGUUUAUAUGCGAACUGAUAUGUCAAUCUCUAAGAAUUCUCCUUCCUAUCUGGCAAAAGUGCAGUGGGAUGAGGUGCAGAGCAUUAUCCAGCAAAUCCAGGCUAUCUUUGACCAAUCUAUAGCAGUUCAUGAUAAACUGGAGGCUUCAUUGCGCGAUUUAUCUAGGUCAGGAGAUGUUCAAUCUUGCAAAGCAGCUCGUAAGGCAGCUGAUGCCCAGUUUAAGGAAUUAGCAAAAGAGUUGAAGCCAUUGUUGACAUCCCUCCAGUCAUCCCCUCAGUCUUACCAGAUAUGGCCAAAGGUGGAGGAAUUGGUUGCAAAGGAGAGAGAGUUGCAGGAUAAACUCAUGACAAGGCAUUCCACUGUGGUUGACAGCUUUGAGAAGAAGCUGCGAGGGCAAGAUGUGGAGAACAGGAUUGCUACCCAGCAGCAGGAAGUUGCUGCCCUGAGGCAAGAGGUCGAAUCUCUUUUAGAGUACAUCAGUGAGAUAUGAGUAGAUACGGCGCUGCAUCGCAUAUCAUUUAGCAAUUAGUCUGGAGCAGCUAAUUUCAUAUCGUGUUGGUGAAUUUGAUAUGUUCGAAUCAAAUACUCCUAGAUUUUCUGUCGAUAACCCGUGUUGGCUGUUCUGGCUGAAUUUCAAAUGCCCAUGUAGCAUGACAGUAACCGCCCUGAAACUGAUUGAAAUUUUGCACUUGAUAGCAAAACACGCAGAACCUUCAUCUU